AUGGCAACAUCUGAGUGCAGUGAAAAGUGGAGCAAUGUAAAUACAUGUAUUUUUAUUGACUUGUACAAGGAAAGACCGUACCUUUGGAACCCAAAACAUUUACAAUAUAAAAAUAAGUUGAUUAGAUUUGAUGGUUUGACCGAAAUUGGAAAUAUUAUGAAAAUAUCAGUCGAGGAAUGCGAAAAGAAAAUUAAAAAUCUUCUUAGUCAAUAUGCCAGAGAGAAAAAAAAAAAUCAAGAAAACAAAAAGUCCGGCGCAGGUGCUAGUACUGCUAAAAACAUUUGGUUUGCAUAUGAACAAAUGCAUUUUCUUCAGGAUAGGAAUAAACCAAUGCACACAAGGGAUACAGGAGAAGAAGAGACCACGAGUGCAGUAUUAGUAAGUAUAUUUUAA
Macrosiphum euphorbiae (potato aphid) is the source of this 393-nucleotide messenger RNA. The record is from the annotation of a GenBank genome assembly. Lineage: Eukaryota; Metazoa; Arthropoda; Insecta; Hemiptera; Aphididae.